This is a messenger RNA of Gallus gallus (chicken), 3147 nucleotides long. RefSeq lists its product as uncharacterized. Lineage: Eukaryota; Metazoa; Chordata; Aves; Galliformes; Phasianidae. The transcript has a single exon. The record is from RefSeq and is a predicted model, not a curated record. The coding region runs from base 588 to 1532 and encodes 314 amino acids.
CAACAGUAACCAGACCCUUCUGGCUGACUACGCGCUCUCUGACAACCAUGAAAGUCCCCAGUCCAGGAAUGUGCACAGCCUGAAAGAGAAGAAAGGGUGGAUCAGAAGAAGUUUUGCAGGGGAUGUCAGAAGACUAUUUCCCUCUCACCUCUCCUGCCUGUGAAGAACCAGAGAGUGCAGUCUUUUGGCUCAUAAAGAGACAAACGGGGUUCCCAAGCUGGCAGUCACCCCUAGGCAAUCCACUUUAGUCAUUCAACUCUGCCAGCAGAGGACUCAGGCAGGCCCAGAAAAUGUCCAGCCCUUCUUCCAUCAUUAGGCCUGGACCUCCUGGCAUGUCAGAACUGACAGAGGAGCUAGCCUGUGGCCCAUUUUGCAUUGCAGAGUCCUUCUGGGGCAUGAUUCCUGCUUCCACAGAGGGGAAGAAUAUCUGCGUUCCGUGGCAAAUGGGCUCUCGCGGCUAAAUCGACCGUGAGAGGGAGGAAAGGAGAGGGAGGCAAGUCCCACCUGGUAGAAAGCCAGCUGUUGACUGAGAUAAUAGGAUGCACUGGACCAAAACUUAGCGAGCUCUGGAAAACAAAAGAAAAGACAUGUCAUGCUCCCAGGAGGCCACCUCAAAACAGUUCAGCACCCUGAAUUCCUGCCAAAGGAGUGAUGCGUUUCUGAGACAAGCAGUUCAGUUCCACUGGCGACUCCUGCUUGGAGAUCCCUGGGAAGGCAGGGGCCAGGUCGGGAACAGAACCCAGGAGUCACGCCUGCCCAAGCGCUCCUUCGGCCCCUUGGGUGCUAAGGUAGCUGCCUUCUUGCAGCAACCUGCCCUGCUCAGCCAUGCCCACCUUCCUCCUUCAGGGCUUCCACACCUGUUUUCAGACAUGUCACUGGGCCCGACAGCACGUGUGAAAUUGGGCCUGAGGGCCUUACCAGAAUUUCUGAGCUUCUCAGCAGUUGGAGGCGAGCGAGGUCCCGAGAAGAGGGAUUUUGCCAUCUUGCUUCCCCCCUUGCUGCAGGUCAACAACUGUAGCAGGUGGGCAGCCUUCCGGCAAAACAGUCCUCCUCCUCGGCCCUUCACCCCUGCCCCUAGUUCUGCUUCUCUCUGCCUACUCCUCCUCACGGCACAGCAGCUCCUCCAGAGCACAGCAGCGGCGAGAUCAGCUCCUCGGCAAGCACCUGGAGUCUCUCCGGCCUCUCUGGGAGAUGUGGGGAGGACACGUGGGGUCGUUGAGCUUAAAGGGGGCGGUCACCGCUGUGAUGCAGGGCUAUGCCAUUAUGACCUUAGAACAUGUCACAGAGGGACUGCACACGCCCUGCCACUGGGCCUGUCAGAGGGGCCCCAGUGGUGGCCUGUGGGAGUGGAGCCCUGCGGCUUCCGCACGUCGGAUCAAAGCUACCCAGACAGCUCUGGCGCAAGGACACAGGGAGGGCAUUGUGCAGCGCUGACUCUCAUUAUGGCAAUGGGUUGUGUGCUUUGCGAUCCGUGGGCUAAACACAGCCCUGCGAAGAGCCAAGACUGUGCAGUCUUGCUUUCCCCUUACUAAAGGAGUUGAUGACUAGGUUUCAAGAUUGCUGAAGAAAGGGUUUAGUAAAAAGUAUACAAGCGAAAAUUAUCCGUGUUAGCUCUAUCCAUCAGCUUCAUUAUAUAUUUUGUAUGUGGCCCAAGACAAUUCCUCUUCCUUCAUUCAGGGUGGCCCAGGCAGGCCAAAAGGUUGGACCCUCUUGCGGUAUGUAUUAGAAAAGCCUUUGGUUGCUUGCCUUACUCAUUAGAAGACACAGGGUUUUGUAAUUACAGCAUUUAUUUUUACAAAAGCGGAAGUGGUGACAUCACAGUAAAUGGUCUUGCCAUUCUUUGUAAACACACAAGGAGCAGUGACAAGGAACGCAUCUUUAAACACAGCCGAUGCGUCAAUUUCACAUCCAGUAUGAAAUGGAGAGACACUAUGCUAAAUGGACAGCCAGAGAAGCGAGCUCCCUUUGUGCACAGCUGAGACUUCACCGUGACACACACAGGUCUCAAGGAGUAACUGCUUUCUGCAAACCGCCUGACACAUUUUACCUCUGUUGUUAGCUGCUCACACACUCAGGAAAGUUAACCAUCAGAAAUACCCCGGGUGCCUACCUCCAAGCUCUUUUUCUUCUCCAAGCUCUCUAAUUCGUUUAACAAGGGCCAUUAAAAUGGAAAUCAAACUGAUAAUCCCGUAUUAAAAAUUGAUACAUUUUUGAGGGUUGCAAAGCUGAGAACAGGAGAUUGGAAUCGUAAUCGGUAAUGAAAAGCGGCCUUGAUGAGAAGCUAUUCUCUGGGCAGUUUUCCAGAGUUGCUCCUCGGAUGCACUAGAAUCCUUCCCCUUCGAUGUCACUGUUAAUGUCUUAAUUCCUGAAGGAAAAUGACAUCACAUGUUUGUUUCCUACAUAGAGCAUAUCUGACCUUCCAUGGACUGAAAGGAAGCUUUCAUUUCUAAACAUAGCUUAUUCGUACAAAGGUACUGUAGAAAUCCAUAUUCUCUCAGGAAGUAAAAUACAUGCCUGUAGGCAUCUACAUUGCACACACCUUCAACCAUUAGGUAUUCAACUGAAUGCUCAUGCGUUAUACCAUGGGCACAGGUGGUCUUAAGAUGUGUGACAAACCUAACGGCUUCAAAAUGCUGUUAACUUACUAAGUGGGCUAUCAAACGUCCAGCAGUGCCACAUCAAGUGUAGCUUCUGGUUGAUGUGGAGAUAUUUCACGUUAGCCCACAACAGGACUGAACCGUACUAGAAAAAUACUACACACGGUGUAAGCUGUAAUGAAACCACCUAGCAGGCACCUCAGUUGAGAAAGUAUGGAGAUGCUUCGUAAAACAGAAGCGCGUUUGUUAAAAUAACUUUUGGUAGUCUUCUGUUUCGAGACUGUUUCUGAAUUGUAGAAAUGAAUAAUCCCAGCUCAAAGAGAAAGAUAUGUAUUAGUAGCAACAAGAAACGGCAUGCCUCUUCUGGAGGGAAUCCCCAUUUGAAUCAUUUUUAUAUGGCUCUCAUGGAGCCAUCUGUAACCCCAAAGUCUACCAGUAAUCCAAUGGAAGUACCCCAUUUAUGCAAUUUUUCUAAGAAGGCAAAAGUCAAAGCCUGAAAAACCUAAGUUAGCCAUAAGAUUGAAGUCAAAUUAAACAUUCUCCAAAUUGA